Wasmannia auropunctata (little fire ant) is the source of this 2996-nucleotide messenger RNA. It is a transcript of the gene MED25, whose product is annotated as mediator of RNA polymerase II transcription subunit 25. Gene Ontology annotation, biological process: positive regulation of transcription by RNA polymerase II. NCBI's taxonomy places the organism in Eukaryota, Metazoa, Arthropoda, Insecta, Hymenoptera, Formicidae. Gene Ontology annotation, cellular component: transcription regulator complex; mediator complex. The transcript has 15 exons. The record is from RefSeq and is a predicted model, not a curated record. Bases 98 to 2755 code for a protein of 885 amino acids.
UACUUUUUGCUUGAGCUUGUAAAUUUUAAUUGAAUGUAAGUUUUUAAAGGAAUUCGUUUUAAGCAACCUAAUUUUUUGAAGGAGCGUAUUUAGAAAAAUGGUGACAGGACCAACUGAACAUGGAAUACAAGCUGAUGUUAUAUUUGUCAUCGAGGGAACAGCUGUUAACGGCGCGUACCUCAAUGAUCUUAAAACAAAUUACGUUAUUCCAACGCUGGAAUACUUCAGUCAAGGUGGCAUAGAAGACAGGGAAUAUGUAUCCGAGCAGAAUAGCACAUUAUAUGGAAUAGUUGUUUAUCAUGCCGCCGAUUGCUUGCCAUCUCCAUGUACGGAGACCCUUGGACCUUAUUCAAAUCCUCACAAACUACUAAUGGUUCUAGACAAGCUUGAGAUGGUCGGCGGGAAGGGAGAAUCCUUUGCAAACAUAGGCGAGGGUCUGGCAACGGGAUUACAGUGUUUCGAAGACUUACACGUGAGACGGGAGCCGAACACCGCUUCGCAGAAACAUUGUAUUUUGAUAUGCAAUUCGCCCCCGUAUCAGACAAUGAUUCAAGAAGCUUACAAGUUCGCUGGCCAUACCAUUGAGCAAUUAGCUGCCAUUUAUCAAGAGAGGAAUAUCAACAUCUCUAUAUUAUCGCCGAGAAAAAUUCCGGCGUUGUACAAGCUAUUUGAGAAAGCUGGCGGCGAUCUGCAGUCCUCGCAAACGAAGAAUUACGCCAAGGAUCCGCGGCAUUUGGUGCUCCUGCGGAAUUACAACUUGAAGGAGCGACCGGUCAGUCCCCAGAUGGGCGGUAACGUUCACAGUGCCGCGGCCACCGCGGCGCAAAUACCCCUGAGCCCGCUGCAGAGCAACGACAGUCCGAACACGAAUCAAGUGCAGCAGAACAUCGCCCCGCCGAAUCAGCAGCAGGGCCCUCCGUUCAGAAACCAAGCCCCUCCUCAGAACAUCACCUCAGUGCAUCAGACCGUCACGCCGUCGAUGGCGGCACCGAUGAACACCGCACGGCCGCCAUACAAUCCUCAGAUCGCCGCACCGCCGAAUUACCAUCCGGCGGGAGUGAACAUAGCCACGCGGCCCAGAUGGAUGCGACCGUCGUUCAUAGCGCCGGGCGCGACCGCGCCUGCGAAUACGCAAGCCAGCGCGCUAAUAGCGCAGCUCACGCAGCCGCCUUCGUCGCUAGGACUCAACGUAGCUGCGUUUAAUCAACGAUUAGAUGUGGCAGGCAAUAACGUUAUGGCAGCUAAUCAGCAGCAGCAACAGCAGCAGCAACUCACGCAGCAACAGCAACAACUGCGCCUGACGAUGCAGCUGCAGCAAAAUGUCCAGCAGGCCACCAUGUCCGCCAUGGCCGCUCAACCGACUCACAGCCAACCGGGAUCGCAACUUACUGCAUCGUGUAUUAGCCAGUCUGUACCGACUCAAGUGCCGCAGACUGUCACAGCUUCGCAGCAAGCGCCGGUCUCGGUAUCCUCCAUCACGCAACAGAUCACUCACUCUCAAGCACAAGGCAAUGUGUCUACCGGUACUGUACAAAAUCAACAGCUCGGCGUGCCGCAACGCGAGCGUCAGAACAUCUGGCAGGGUAUCGUGGAAUGGAUCGAAAAGGCCAAGAAUCCCACGGACGCGCAAAAGCAAACGAGACACGUCCCCUGUCAAGUCUCGGCUAAUGCGAAAGACGGAGACCCGGAAUUGAAAGCGGAUACAUGGCCGCCCAAAUUGAUAAUGCAAUUGAUGCCGAAACAAUUGAUAGGCAGUAUUGGUGGUACCUAUCUGAAGAAUUCCAAAUCUGUUGUAUUUCACCCGACGCCGUGUGAGGCUUUGGAAUCCUUAACAAAAAUGAUGACGGCUGGAUUUGCGGGGUGUGUCCACUUCACUUCUGCGUCAUCGAGCCCGGCUUGCGAAAUAAAAGUACUUAUACUUUUGUAUACUGCGGACAAGAAAACGUACCUCGGCUUCAUCCCAAACGACCAAACAGCCUUCGUGGAUCGUCUUCGCAAGGUUAUACAGCAGCAGAAAACGUCUCAAAACGCUUCUGUAAGACAGGCUAAUCCUGGACCAGGCAAUGCGAUUCCCGCACCCAUGCCUACUUCAGGUACACAGGGGGGCAUUCUUAUGUCCCAAACGAAUACUAUGGCGAUGGGCGGCGGUCAAAUAACGCAGAACGUUGUGUCCACCGCUCCACCGCAAACCUUAACUUCGACCAGCGGCCCACAGACCCAAAUGAAUAUGCAGAAUAGCGGAAUUAGCGGCCCACAAGCUAACGCGGGUGUCGGAGGUAUGAUCGGUCAACAACGACCUCCGUAUGACGAUUUAGAGAUCGCCAGACAUCAAAAUUUGCUAAAGAUUCAUCAUCUGAAACAAACGUUAGAAGCCGCGCAACAGCAAGAGGCGCAGUAUAAGUCUCAGCUGGAAGUAAAUAUCCAACAAAAUCUAGAAGUGGCGCAACAGCAGGAAAUGCAGUAUAAGCAACAGCUUGAGGCGCAGCAGGCGCAGAGAGGCCUCAAUCAGGCCGCUAUGGCUAAUCAACAGGCGAACUCUCAACGACUGAUGCGUCCGGUUUCCACUAACAAUCUUGGUCUCAGACAUUUGUUACAACAGUCGCAACCUCAGUAUAGCGUUCGGCAAGUGUCGUUCGGGGUGCAACAGCAAAUGGUAGGGCCGAGAGGGCAGAUAACAGCGAGGCCGAUGGCACCUGGUAAUACGCAGAAUCAGCAGUUUGAGGAUGUACCGAAUUAUAACGAUUUUCUUGGUUGAGCGUUCCAAGUAAGCGUUUUCUUUUUAAAUUUAUAUAUAUUUAUACACACACACACGCGCGCGUGCGUGCGCAUGCAAGUAUACAUUAGUAGGCGAGUAAGUAAAAAAGGAAAUAUACGAGGGCAUAAUAAUUUUAAUUUUGUAUAUUUGUGAGAAUAAAUAAUACUUGUACAUAGGGAGAAAUACAUGCACGAAAUACAUACGAGCAUAUAAAGUAUUAAAUUAAUUAAUUAAGGAGGUA